Messenger RNA from Apaloderma vittatum (bar-tailed trogon), 1551 nucleotides. RefSeq names its product checkpoint kinase 2 (gene CHEK2). The coding region runs from base 1 to 1551 and encodes 516 amino acids. The record is from RefSeq and is a predicted model, not a curated record. Lineage: Eukaryota; Metazoa; Chordata; Aves; Trogoniformes; Trogonidae. Gene Ontology annotation, molecular function: protein serine/threonine kinase activity; ATP binding; protein binding. Gene Ontology annotation, cellular component: cytoplasm; nucleus. The transcript has 14 exons. Gene Ontology annotation, biological process: protein phosphorylation; mitotic DNA damage checkpoint signaling.
AUGUCUCGAGAGACUGGCAGUGAAGCGCAGCAGUCGCAGAGUGGUCCCAGUUCCUCUUCCAGUGGGUCACAGAGCACCAGUCAGUCUUCCUCGAGUUCUGGGACCCUCAGUUCUUUGGACACUGUUCCCACUCAGGAGCUUCCACCAAUCCCGGAGGACCAAGAAUCUGAAGAGCUUGUUUCUCAGCCCUGGGGUCGACUCUUUGCACUUGGAAAAGGUUUCAGCAACUGUGACUGUGUGAAUGAUGAGUACUGGUUUGGAAGAGACAAAAGCUGUGAUUAUAGUUUUUCUAAGCUAGGAUUGUCCGAGACUGGCUUCUACCAGAACUACAGCAAGAAGCAUUUCCGAAUUUUCAGGGAAAUGGGUCCAAAGAACUCCUAUGUUGCCUACAUUGAAGACCACAGUGCGAAUGGAACUUUUGUUAAUAGAGAGCUUGUUGGAAAAGGGAGAAGGCUUCCACUGACUCACAAUUCUGAAAUUGCACUGUCUGUACAGAAUAAUAAAGUGUUUGUAUUUUCUGACCUUACGGUGGAUGAUCAGUUGGUAUUUCCUAGAGAAUUCAGAGAGAAAUAUAUCAUGUCAAAGACUUUGGGAAGUGGUGCCUGUGGAGAAGUCAAACUGGCGUUUGAGAAGAGCACUUGUAACAAAGUUGCCGUAAAGAUAAUCAAUAAGCGGAAGUUUAUGGCCAGUGGUGUUGCGGAGGCAAACCCAGCUUUUAAUAUCAAUACAGAAAUUGAAAUUUUGAAGAAAAUAGAUCAUCCUUGCUUAAUCAAGAUCAAAAACUUCUUUGAAGCAGAGGAUUAUUACAUUGUUUUGGAAUUGAUGGAGGGAGGAGAAUUGUAUGACAGAGUGUCAAGGCCAAUCAAGAUGAAAGAAGCUACCUGCAAGUUGUAUUUUUAUCAGAUGCUGCUGGCUGUAAAGUAUCUUCAUGACAAUGGAAUUAUACACAGAGAUCUAAAGCCGGAAAAUGUGCUACUUUCUUCUUCUGAAGAGACAUGUCUUAUAAAGAUUACAGAUUUUGGACAAUCCAAGAUUCUUGGAGAAACUUCUCUUAUGAAAACAUUAUGUGGUACUCCCACGUAUCUUGCUCCUGAGGUUCUAAAUUCACUUGGGACUGCUGGAUACAGCCGAGCUGUGGACUGCUGGAGUUUAGGAGUUAUUCUUUUUGUAUGCUUGUGUGGGUAUCCACCAUUUAAUGAGCAAAAUACUCAGCUGUCUCUGAGGGAUCAAAUCACUCGUGGAGAAUACACGUUCAUUUCAAAAGAAUGGAAGCACGUCUCAGACAUGGCUCUGGAUCUUGUGAAGAAACUCUUAGUAGUGGAUCCAAGCAAACGUCUUACAACAGAGGAAGCCUUAGAGCAUCCUUGGCUUCAGGACGAGGAUAUGAAGAGUACAUUUCAACAGCUACUUGCUCAGACCUCUGUCAAUAUGAAUCUGCUGCAAACAUCAAAAAUGCCAACCACAGCAAGAAAGCGUCUCCCUGAAAAUGAGGAAGAAUCUGGCUCUUCUAAGCGUGCUGUUCCUUCUACAUCAGUUCAGAAAAUGAGGUGA